Molecule: messenger RNA, 2810 nt
Organism: Heterotrigona itama
Lineage: Eukaryota; Metazoa; Arthropoda; Insecta; Hymenoptera; Apidae
Source: the annotation of a GenBank genome assembly
AUGAAGUAGAUUAUAGAUUUUUAUGCAUUUUUAAAUUUUUAUCUAAACGAACCCAAAUAGAUAUUUGAGAUCCUUUUACACUUCACUUCUGGAUAUUUUAUAUAUAUUUACAUAUUAUACGCAUCGUGCGGAUUUCUGCACUUACAAAUUUUUCAUAAAAUAUUCGUUUACUAAUCACUCUAGAAUUCUAAACUUCCUUCCAAUUAUUCUGACCCUCUUGCUUUCUAAAUUGCUUUCUAAAUUUACAUUUAUCGAUUUCUUCCUGUUUUUUCAGUUUCAAUUUUCAAUUGUCGAUGAAACUUUCUGUACCAAGUGUCGCCAUGUACCAUUUUAUUGUCAACCUGGUCUCCUUCUGUUACAGAUGGAUCGCCGCGUCGCAAUUCCAGCCGACAGAUGCACGACGCGCUUUUCCAUGUUUCGACGAGCCAGCGCUGAAAGCCACGUUUAAGAUCAGCAUCGCCCGGCCAAAGAACAUGACAUCCAUCUCGAACAUGCGUCGGCUAGGAGAGCCUAUGCCCGUGCCAGGUUUACCGACAUAUGUGUGGGACCAUUACGAACGCUCGGUGCCGAUGUCCACUUACCUGGUAGCCUUCAUUGUUUCGGACUUCGAAAUGUUGAAGUCCGAAUUGGGGAACUUUAGAGUUUGGGCGAGGAGCGACGCUAUCGAGCAAGCACGCUACACUCUGGACAUCGGGCCGAGAAUACUCGAAUAUUACGAGGACUAUUUCAAGAUUAAGUUCCCCUUGCCCAAGAUGGAUACUGUUGCUCUGCCUGACUUUUCAGCAGGUGCUAUGGAAAACUGGGGCUUGAUCACUUGCAGAGAAACUGCCAUGCUUUACCAAGAAGGCGUCUCGACCAGCAGUAAUCAGCAACGAGUAGCAACAGUGAUAUCUCACGAACUUGCUCAUCAAUGGUUUGGUAACUUGGUCACUCCGAGUUGGUGGUCGGAUCUUUGGUUGAACGAAGGCUUCGCCAGUUACAUGGAAUACAUCGGUGUGAACGCAGUAGAGCCAACGUGGAAAGUUUUGGAGCAAUUCGUCGUACACGAUUUGCAUAAUGUUUUCGGUUUGGACGCGUUAGAAUCGUCGCAUCAAAUAUCGAUCGAAGUCGAACAUCCCGACGAGAUUAGUGAAAUUUUCGACAGAAUUUCUUACGAAAAAGAGCGUACAAGAGCGCCGAGCAAAACGAUUUAUGGGAUGCAUUGACGAAACAAGCACACAAUGAUAAAGUUCUCGAACCAAAGAUAACAGUAAAAGAAAUUAUGGAUACCUGGACUCUUCAGACUGGCUUUCCAGUGAUCACGGUUAUCCGUGAUUAUAACAUUGGUUCAGUGACGCUGACGCAGGAACGUUUCAUGCUUCGCAAUGGCACCAUGGUAACCACAUCGAGUGUCGAGCCACUGUGGUGGGUACCAAUCACAUAUACGACUGAAAGUCAAUUAGAUUUCAAUGCAACCCAACCUUCACAAUGGAUGAAAGCAGAAAAAUCGAUCACGCUGUCGAAUUUGAACUGGGAUCCCUCGGAGUGGGUGAUCUUCAAUAUUCAAGAAACUGGAUACUACAGAGUGAACUACGAUAGGAAAAACUGGCAACUGAUAAUCAAGCAACUGAACAAGGAGUCCUUCAGAAACAUUUCGACGAUCAAUCGUGCCCAGUUAAUAGAUGAUGCGCUUAAUUUGGCAAGAGCUGGAAGGCUUGAUUACGCAAUUGCGUUGGACGUCACGUCGUAUUUAGCUCACGAGACUGAAUACCUGCCUUGGAAGGCUGCUUUCACUGCCAUGCAUUAUUUGGAUAGCAUGCUGAUCAAAAUGCCGAGCUACGACAAAUUUCGAGUAUACGUUUUGAAAUUACUCGAUAAUGUGUACAAGCAAGUCGGUUUCAAAGAUAGCCCGCGAGAUCCCCAAUUGACGGUUUUCACCCGCAUCGACGUGCUAACAUGGGCUUGUAACUUCGGCCACGAAGAUUGCGUGCAAAAUGCUGUCAGGCAGUUUUACAAUUGGCGCAACACGCCUAGUCCUGAUAAAAACAAUCCGAUCUCCCCAAAUCUGAAGAUGGUCGUCUACUGCACGGCUAUUCGAUUCGGUGGACAAAUCGAAUGGGACUUUGCUUGGCACAGGUAUUUGGAGACCAACGUCGGUUCUGAGAAGGAUUUGCUUUUGCAUGCACUUGGCUGUACCCGAGAAACGUGGCUUCUCAGCCGUUAUUUAGAUUGGAUGAUCACGGAGAAUUCGGGGAUCAGAAAGCAAGACGCCGGUCGUGUUCUAAAUUCCAUUGCUAGCAAUCCCAUUGGACAACCACUGGCGUUCAAUUUCCUUAGGAAUAAGUGGGAUCGUCUUCGAAAAUAGUGAGUAAUUUUUCUUUUUUUUUUUUUUUUUUUUUUUAUUUCUUGAACUUUGCUUUACCAUUUUUGUUUCCUUUCUCAAUCCUUUUAAAUAAGUAGUUUUUAAACAGUGUUGUGCCAAGAAUAUUGAAUUUAAGUUGUAUAUUAUUGUUCAAUCUUCAACCUCAAGAAUUUAAAUUAAAAUUCGAAUUUAAGAUUCGAGAUCAAAGUGGACAAACGAAAAUCCUAUUAAAUACUAUUAUUAUAUUACUAUUUCGAAGUACGUUUUACGUUUAUCUGUUAUUUCUAUCGAAUACAGAUCCGUUUCUUAAAAAGGCGUGGCAUUCUCUCUCAUAUAUUAAACAUUUAUACAUAUAUAUCAAUUACAAUAAAAUUCUCUCUGUUUUAGCUUCGGCACGUCGUUACUGAUUAUGAACAAUAUCGUAAAAUCAGCCACCAGAGGUAUUAAUACCAAAUAUGACCUUAAAGAU